AUGGAGGUCACCAUCAUCAUACCCCUCGUGUGUGAACUCAUUUCGUCUGGCAAUGGUUACACUUAUCCAGUGUCCUCUAAUAUAUCAUCUGCUGUUCUCCAGGACCUGGACUGUGAGCAAACCUGGUACAGGAAGGCUCCAGGUAACGGAUCAGAGUUGGAGUAUUUGUCAGACGGACAACUUCGUGAGAAUGGAACUAAGCACAAGCUGCUUGUUGAUGCAACCAGAAAAAACAUCACCAUCUCUGAAUGCAUCGAGCUUCACCAUAAUGUGACCUGUCAUGGGUCAGAUCAAAAGUUUCAACAUGUUUACCAAGUAAUCAAGAGCACCACAUCAGCCCCUCCUUAUGAAUCUCCUGUGGCACAAACAGGUUCCAUCACCAUUGCCUGGAUUGUAUCUCUGAUCUUGCUUGUGUUUGUGGUCCUGUUUCUAAUCUGGCGCUUCAGACAAAGAGUUAGAGGCUGGUGGAGAUUGGCACAUUGGCGUAUAUUUAGAAGAGCAGAGAAUGGAAGAUCAAACAACGUCCAAUUGCUCGAGAUUAAAGCGGGUAGCAACAAUGAAACUGGUCUACUGAACUCCUUUAAUGCAAAGGACUAUGUUACAGUGAUGAACGGCUGUGGAAACAAUGGGGUGAAGGACGCAGAAGCUCAACCUGCUGAAGACGAACAAAUUGUUACAGUGGAGGAGCUUCCAGACUGACAGUGGGGAUUACGGUUCAUCUUCAGUGCCUCUGUACUCGCCUUUUCUUUCACUGCACUUUUCUGCACAUUUACGUUCCAUGUAUGAUGUGUGUGUUGUGUUUACUUUUUGCUCUCCUUUCCUUUUGUGCAAUUCUUUACUUUGCCUCUAGGUCGGGAUUAUUGGCUGACUCGGCUGUCAAUCCUUAUCGUGACGUCGUUGUGCCGACUGUAUAUAAGGCCUCGACUUGGUGGCGUGUGAGUUUGCGCCAUUCCAGCGUACUGUGUGUUCCAAUAUUCAGUUGCCCCCCGACUUGUUGUACCAUGACUUCAUGGGUCAUGUGGUGUUGGUGAUUUGAACCACUUCUAGUGUGUUAGUUGCCUAUUGACUGAGUGAAUGCUGUGCUUGAGAUUACGCUGGUGCCCAAGUUAAUGUUUGGCCUUAUUGUGUAUUAAGUUACUGAUAAGAAUGCAUCUACUUAAUCAAUCAAGUCUGUGUGAUAACUCGAGGGUUUAGUCAGGUGUGGAUACAAUACUGUUUUUCUUGAUUCUUGAUCAGAGUAAAAUGUACCUUAUUGGAAAUAGAUGUUAUUUUGGAUAUUUAAAUGAGCGUGGAUGAGCUCAGCCUCACACAGCAGCACUUACAUUUAAAUGUGUUGAACAGUGUUUACUGAUCAAAAUCUGUAAUCAGUACACGAUGGUUGAGUUUUUGCCAAGUUCACCUCAGUGCCAUGUGAGCUCAGGUCUUUUGCUCAUCAUCUUUCAUCUUUGUCAAACCUGAGAUGCAGCACAAGUGAUUUUUUUAAAAGCAAUAAUAUUUUUAGAAAACAUCACUGAUGCUUAAUAAAUGGUGAAAACUGUAUUUUAUGGAAUAUAUAUAUAUAUAUAUAUAAAUAUACACUAUAUUGCCAAAAGUAUUCGCUCACCUGCCUUGACUUGCAUAUGAACUUAAGUGACAUCCCAUUCCUAAUCCAUAGGAUUCAAUAUGACGUCGGUCCACCCUUUGCAGCUAUAACAGCUUCAACUCUUCUGGGAAGGCUGUCCACAAGGUUUAGGAGUGUGUUUAUGGGAAUUUUUGACCAUUCUUCCAGAAGCGCAUUUGUGAGGUCACACACUGAUGUUGGACGAGAAGGCCUGGCUCUCAGUCUCCGCUCUAAUUCAUCCCAAAGGUGUUCUAUCGGGUUGAGGUCAGGACUCUGUGCAGGCCAGUCAAGUUCAUCCACACCAGACUCUGUCAUCCAUGUCUUUAUGGACCUUGCUUUGUGCACUGGUGCACAGUCAUGCUUUACACCACUGCAUCCGACGCUUUGCAUUGCACUUGGUGAUGCAUGGCUUGGAUGCAGCUGCUCGGCCAUGGAAACCCAUUCCAUGAAGCUCUCUGCGCACUGUUCUUGAGUUAAUCUGAAGGCCACAUGAAGUUUGGAGGUCUGUAGCGAUUGACUCUGCAGAAAGUUGGCGACCUCUUCGCACUAUGCGCCUCAGCAUCCGCUGACCCCGCUCCGUCAGUUUACGUGGCCUACCACUUCGUGGCUGAGUUGCUGUCGUUCCCAAACACUUCCACGUUCUUAUAAUACAGCUGACAGUUGACUGUGGAAUAUUUAGGAGCGAGGAAAUUUCACGACUGGAUUUGUUGCACAGGUGGCAUCCUAUCACAGUUCCACGCUGGAAUUC
Molecule: messenger RNA, 2348 nt
Organism: Hemibagrus wyckioides
Lineage: Eukaryota; Metazoa; Chordata; Actinopteri; Siluriformes; Bagridae
Exons: 9
Coding region: 1-699 (232 amino acids)
Source: RefSeq, a predicted model, not a curated record